UCCCUGCUCCGAAAACAGAGCGGCGCACCAGGAGUACGAGCAAAUAUCUGGAAGAGGUUGCCGAAAUUACCUCAAAGCAUUUUAAAUUGCGAUCCUUGCGGGCCCCAUUCUGCAGACUCCCAGAUGGUACAUUCCCCCGUCGCCUCCCGUAGGACUUCCUUAUAAAUCCCAAAUGCUCGCUGGUUUUCCACUGCAUUCUUUCUCAAGAAAAACUACUAACAGACUCAUCCUCUCCAUCCAAUAAGAUGUCCAGAUUCCUAAUUUUUAUGGUCCUUCAUUCUUUUCUUCUCUUCUUUGUUUCAGGGGGUUUAGCGGCGGCGUUCACGCUGACGAAUAACUGUGAGUACACGGUGUGGCCGGGGUCGCUGUCGGGGGCGGGCACGGGGGAGCUGGAGACGACGGGGUUCGCGCUGGAGAAAGGAGAGUCACGGAGCCUGAAUGCGCCGGCCAAGUGGUCCGGCCGUUUCUGGGGCCGCACCCUAUGCUCCACCGACUCCGCAACCGGCAAGUUCACCUGCGGCACCGGCGACUGCGGAUCUGGCACCAUGGAGUGCUCCGGAGGCGGCGCCGCACCCCCGGCGACCCUGGCCGAGUUUACCCUCGACGGAAGCGGGGGAAUGGACUUCUACGACGUCAGUCUCGUCGAUGGCUACAACGUGCCGAUGCUGGUGGUGCCGCAAGGAGCCAGCUCCCCCGGGGGGAACUGCAGCGCGACGGGGUGUCUGGUGGACCUGAACGGUGUUUGUCCGUCGGACCUGAAGGUGGUGCUCGCGGGUGUCGACGGGGGGAGCGAGAGCGUAGCGUGCAAAAGCGCGUGCGAGGCAUUCGGGUCGCCGCAGUACUGCUGCAGCGGGGCCUACGGGAACCCGAACACAUGCAAGCCGUCGUCAUACUCUCAGUUCUUCAAGAAUGCCUGCCCCCGCGCGUACAGCUACGCCUACGACGACGCCUCCUCUACCUUCACCUGCUACAACGCUAACUACCUCAUCACCUUCUGCCCCAGCACCACCAGUCAGAAAUCAGCGGCCGAUAAUCCGGAGGCCGCGGCAGGGCUGCCCUUGAUCAACAGCACGAUGGCCUUCCUGAGCGGCGACGCCUCGCCCUCCAUGCCGCACGCGGCGCUUCUUCCCGUCACUCUCGCCGUCCUCGCUGCUAUCGCGGCCCACCUAAAAGUCUAAACCGCCCACGCGCUAUCCCAUACGUAACUUGCGUGCGGAAGGGCGCGCGCGUUGCGGUUUCGCUCGCCCACUCCGCGCCCGUCUUGCUGCAUCGUACAUGAGAGGGCCGACCGCCACAACCACCGCACUUCUCCGCCCUUCUUUUUUUUUGUUGUCGUUUUUGAGAAGACGUGGCACCACCUUUUCUCUACUCGGCCGGGCUCCUUUGUCUCUCUUUGAGGGGAGAUUCUACUGCUGGCGAGGGUGACGAUAGUGCGACAAUGACCGAAGUUUGAAUACGGCUUUUUUUAUUUUCUUUUCUCUCUUGCAGAAAGGCUCAGGCUUCCGCCUGUACGAAAUAAAUAUACUGGAUGAUUUUUUAUAUUUUUUUAUCUUUCUACAUGCUUCGCAGUGGGUGGUCGCAAUCGAUUUUAUAGUUAAUUACAUGGUGAUUUUAUGUACCGUAUUUGCGCCACGCCUAGAGGUGGCACGUCGUUCUCCGUGAUGUGAAAUUCAAGGAUGAAAUAUUGUUAUCUUAAAGUUUUUCUUAUGUUUAUAUAUA
Molecule: messenger RNA, 1719 nt
Organism: Phoenix dactylifera (date palm)
Lineage: Eukaryota; Viridiplantae; Streptophyta; Magnoliopsida; Arecales; Arecaceae
Product: thaumatin-like protein 1
Source: RefSeq, a predicted model, not a curated record